Culicoides brevitarsis is the source of this 1044-nucleotide messenger RNA. RefSeq names its product mediator of RNA polymerase II transcription subunit 27 (gene MED27). Gene Ontology annotation, molecular function: transcription coactivator activity. Gene Ontology annotation, cellular component: mediator complex. The coding region runs from base 80 to 988 and encodes 302 amino acids. The record is from RefSeq and is a predicted model, not a curated record. Gene Ontology annotation, biological process: regulation of transcription by RNA polymerase II. The transcript has 4 exons. NCBI's taxonomy places the organism in Eukaryota, Metazoa, Arthropoda, Insecta, Diptera, Ceratopogonidae.
ACCAAAACAAACGCUUUGUUCAAGGAAAAAAAGUUUUUUAAUUAAAAUUUAAAGGAAAAAUACCUCAAAAUUCGUCUCAAUGAUGAAUAUGAUGCAAAAUAAAGAAGUCGUCGAAAAUAUCGGCACUGCACUGAAUGCGAUAAAGCGCCUUCGCACAUCUGUGGGUCACGUAUUUUCGACGCUUGGCAAUGGAGCGGAGACAGAAUCGAGUGUUGAGGAUCGCGAAACGAAAUUAAUGCUUGAAUUGCAGGAGCAACUCAAUUUGGUCAAUGGAAAUUUAAAAGACACGGAAACGACAAUUAAUAACUUGAUAGUGCCGGGCGGUGCUUUUACAUUGUCCAAUACUUCAAUUUUGUCACACGAAACACAUCCCGAGAAGCAAGCUUUGUACCCCCAAUUACUUCAUAGUUACAAAUGGAAUGAUAAAUUGGCGACUUACAGCAUAAAUGCAUCGAAUGUUAUCGGGCAAAAUACCUUGAGACGCUCAUUUUUCAACAAUAACAAGCGACGAAGACCAUUAUCGGGCAAUUUGAAUGUCACAUCACAACAAUUUCAUCAAUUCGUGAACUCGAUGAAUACGCAAAAUAUGAUUGUUCGUGUGCAUCGCAGUUUCGCAAGUAGUGCGAUAAUUCAUGUAAAUCUCGGAAGAGUGUUGAAAGCAGCAAUUAUCGUCAAAGGAUACAUCAUUGAAUGGGUUUGCAUCAAGGGUUUUGAAGAAUCUCUCGAUAAUGUUGACGAUCAUUGGAGCGAAUCGCGUCAUGCGGUAUUUAGAAAAGUGCAAGAUCACACACACUCGGCUAUGAUACACUUUUAUUCGCCAAAUAUUCCGGAAUUGUCGCUCAGAAGUUAUUUGAUGUGGCUUCGAAGUUAUAUAAAUUUAUUCGUGGAUCCCUGUAAAAAAUGCAAAAGAUACUUACAUAAUGCGCUUCCGCCAACAUGGCGAGAUCUCAGGAAUCUUGAUACGUUGCAUGAAGAGUGCAAACAUUAAAAAAAACUUUAGAUUUUAUAUUAAAAUUAUUUUUAAAAAUAAAAAAAAAAUUUCAU